Molecule: messenger RNA, 609 nt
Organism: Aspergillus sclerotioniger CBS 115572
Lineage: Eukaryota; Fungi; Ascomycota; Eurotiomycetes; Eurotiales; Aspergillaceae
Exons: 2
Coding region: 1-609 (202 amino acids)
Cellular component (GO): mitochondrion
Source: RefSeq, a predicted model, not a curated record
AUGAUCGACUGGCAAUUCACCUCAAUUAUGCCGGCAUUCAUGCAAGUCCAGUGGCCAACCUUUCUCUCUCCACCAAAUAACUAUGAAUAUUGCCUGGUCAAGCCGGAAUUGCCCGUAAAUUUCAACGAUAUGGACGAGGAUGAAAAAGCCUUCGCUAGGACAUCAUACGUUGCGCUCACUCAUAUCAAUUCUCCCGUGCGGCAUCUACUCUCUUUUUGUGACAACACGACAAAGAACGGGAUUAUACCACUGCGCGAUUCUUUGACUGAGAUUAUUGAGAAUUGGACGGAACUGGGUCUUGUAGACACUUGCCCUUUCCGAAUUGACGACUACGAUUUGUCGAAACAUCAACAUGAAGUGGCGCGAUACAAAGAUUGGCAAACGCUCAAAGGCUACACACAGGAGUUGCUGCACACAGAUGAUGAUGGGUGGAUCUCCCCUCAGCUGGAUUUUGACAAAGUACGAGCAAGACACGACGAGCUCUUCCAGCUCUACAUGCAACGAGAAACAGAAGUCUUAUCUGAGGAAGAAGCAAAAAGGCUCUGGUUUUACACCGAUAAAGCUGAAGAUGGCUCCAACUCCACAGCAUGUGCGAAAUCUCUCAUGUAA